This is a messenger RNA of Lactuca saligna, 684 nucleotides long. The record is from the annotation of a GenBank genome assembly. Lineage: Eukaryota; Viridiplantae; Streptophyta; Magnoliopsida; Asterales; Asteraceae.
AUGGGCAUGGCUCCUCGCGAUAAACCUGACGCCAACAACGCCGCCGGUAAUGGCGGCAAAGAGACUCGUUAUCGUGGUGUUCGUAAGCGUCCUUGGGGCCGUUAUGCGGCGGAGAUUCGAGAUCCCGGUAAGAAAACCCGUGUUUGGCUUGGUACUUUCGAUACUGCCGAGGAGGCGGCUCGCGCAUAUGAUUCCGCCGCUCGUCAGUUCCGUGGCGCUAAAGCGAAAACCAACUUUCCUUUCCCUACGGAUUUGUUGCUUCCGACAGCCGUCGUCAGCGGAGGCGGAAUGAAAUUCCUCACGAAGACUCCUAGCGAGAGCAGCAUGGUUGAGGCGUCGUCGAACUCGAUGGCGCCGUCGCCGGGGCCUAUCUCUACCGCUCUGCUUCCGCCUGAAGCACUUGACCUUAGCCUCUCGCACUAUCCCCUUGGGUUCCCGAUGCCUCAUUCAAUGUUCCUGUAUCAUUCACAAAUGAAUCUCCAUAUCAACAACAAUAACAAUCGCAACCGACUCAACGUUUUCAGAUCGGACAGAUCCGUCGUCCGCGAUCCUCAUCUCACCGUCGCUACCGGCAGCCUCGCGCAGCAGAGCGAUUCCGACUCUUCUCAAUUCGUGAAUUUUAAACAAGAGAAAUCUCUAACUCUCGAUCUCGAUCUCAAUUUCCCUCCUCCGGAAGUUGCCUAA